Messenger RNA from Plasmodium coatneyi, 3609 nucleotides. Its product is annotated as SICA antigen. Bases 1 to 3609 code for a protein of 1202 amino acids. NCBI's taxonomy places the organism in Eukaryota, Apicomplexa, Aconoidasida, Haemosporida, Plasmodiidae. The record is from RefSeq and is a predicted model, not a curated record. The transcript has 6 exons.
AUGAGUGUACACUACUUCUCCUUUCUUAAUUCACAGCAAAAAAUAUGGGAUGAUAUGAAAGCAAUGUUCCAGGAGGUGACGGAUCGAUUGAAGAAUGAUGAGGACAGGGUAAAACUUCUAUGUGAAUCAGUGGACCAUAGGACAAAUACGAAUGCAGUUAUUAAGAAGGAGCUGUGCAAAGCCUUACUACGAAUAAUUUACUUCAUAAAUGGAUUUAAGCCUGGGAACCGAAUAAAUCAAGGGUGGAAAGUAAAAGAAGCAUUGGAUGUGGAGAAAUACUUGAGGUGUGUAGUGGGCAAUGUGACCAUCAUGAAAUUAUUUGGUGGACACUGUAGAAUGAAAGAAGUGAGUCAGUAUGUAAAGGGAAUUAUAGAUGAAACGAGCGGUGUGCACAAUAUUGAAGGAGUACAUGAAAAUUGCCAGUCAGUACCAUUGGAUGAAUUAAUAUUAGGCAAACGACUUGUUUCCACAGAAAUGGAACCAUGGAUUGAAAAUAUUGCGAGUGGAAUAAAUUCUAUAAAACAGAUACGAUACUAUAACAAAUGUGUCACGGACACUAAUAUAAUCCACGACUCAAGCAUUCCCAUACGGGGAAGCACUGCGAAUAUUAGGAAAAUAUUAGGAAGGAAGGAGAAGGACGAGCAAUUGAAGGAACUUCUGGAUGAUAAGGGCGAUAUAUCGAAGGACGAUGUGAAGAAAAUAGUACAGAAAGUAAAAGAAAUAAAGGAAAGGAGGAAGAACCCGUGUUCUGAAAGUCUCACGGGCGGAUUUGAGCAGGGGGAAGAAGUUGGUAUAGAGGAGUGGUUAACGGAAUUUUCUAAUUUAACCGUAAAUAACAGUGAUUAUUAUGACUAUGACCGUGUAGAAAACGUUUCUGCUUUGUGUGAUGACGAUGAUACUUUCAAAACUGCGAAUGUGACAGAUGGUUACAAGAAAUUCUGUAGGGUUCUUAUAAAGAACCUAUGGAUAGUUUCUAAAUGUCAUGAUCCAAAGUACACAGGCAAUAAGUGCAUUAAAGGUGGGAGCAGCUGCUACUAUGUGGAACCAUGUGACCUGUUGAAAAUUUGGUUAAUGUAUGUACGGGGGUUGUGUAUACCGGGGGAAGUGGUACAGGGUAUAUUUGAAGCAGUUGAGCAAGUGAAAACGUUCUUCGAAAAUAAUGGUACAUACAAAGAGUGCGACCUAAAGUCCUUCCCAUCUUUAUACAGGGAGGAUGCCGACAUGUUGUAUAAUAUCUCCGAGUUAUUAAGAAACAGUGAACUCCUGCGGAAGCAACUGGGGUCGCGCGAGCUAGAGUGGUGCGAGGCUGUACCCACCGGUGUCAAAUGGGUACAGUGGGUAGAUACACGUAUCUCUCAGAGCCUAGGGCGCUCCAAUGCGGCUGUGACACAAACGCCAGAAUUAGAAAAAAUGAAACAAAUUAUUGAAAAGACCGAGAAAAGAUUGAAAGAGGACAAGGAAGAAUUAGAACAAAUUUCUGAAGUCAUUACACAGGUCACAGAACAGAGUUCCGGACAAGGAUCUGGUCAAGGAACUAAUCCCGGAUCCCCACCACCAAUUCAACCAUCCUCAGUUGGUGAAAACUGCACUACCGCUGGAGCUGACCUAUGUACCCGCGUACAAUGCGUAACAAAUAAAUAUCAUCAGAACAACGGUGGAACAAGUCCAACCUGGAGUGAAAUGCAGGGCGAAAUCGAUCGUAGUGCCACAGAAAUGUUUAAGAAAAUAUCUACAAAUAGCACAGAAGUGCCACCGUACUGUAUUGAUGCAGGGAAGCAGAGUAGAAGAGUCACGGACCCAGAGAGAAAAGCAUGUACAUACAUUACUGAGGGGCUGAAGUACAUAUACAACAUUGCGAUAGAUAAGAAAGAUUUAGAGGACCAAGAUGCGAACGCUAGACUGAGGGCCCGAGAUAACAGGUUGUUCAAACAAACCAUGUUAUGCCUAGUUCUAAACGCUUAUGCAGAUAAGUUGAAAGAUCACGUUACAUCUCCCUGUGAGGUCAGUGAGCAAACAAUAAUUCAAGCAUUUGAGAAAGGGAAUGAGCUCAUUGAUAAGUGGUGUGAGGGAAAGAAGAAUGGUGGAAAGAUGGAAUGUGUAGUUUGUAAAAGGGAAGACUAUAAAACGUGCAAAAUAGACUAUAACGGGAAAGAGGAGGAAAUAGAGCCUAAGUUGAAUGCCAUGCUCCAGAAGAACGGCCAAAAAAAAGAAUUAGAUCGAGGUAUAAGUUCUACAUUUAACUCCUUAUGUAGUCGCGUUCAAUGUGUAAUAACACAAAAGACCAGGGAAAAAAGGGACAAGACGAGCAAAGAAGUGUGGGAGGAUGCAGCCUGGGAUGACGCUAAGGGUGACGUAUUGAAAGAUCUGUCUGAGGCGUUGACUAAGGGGAAUGGGGAAGACGAAGAUGAAUGUAAAAGGAUUGGAGGAAAAGACGGUACAAGGGAUGGCGCAAAUAAAAGGGCAUGUAAUUAUAUUGUUAAUGGUUUAAAACAUAUAUAUAGUAUUACGCAGGAUUCGCAGGGCACUACUGACCAUCAGCACAAAAAAAAUAGCAGAAUAUUUAAACAAACUAUGUCAUGUUUUAUAUUAAAUGUGUAUGCAGAACUCCUUAAAGGGAAGUGUAUAGACGAAAACACUAUAAUGCAAGCAUUCAAUGCUGAGGAAAGUUUUCGCACAAUGGAAUGUACAGGGGGUAAAUGUGAACAAUGUAAAUGGGACAAUUGUACAGAGUUUAUAAUUGGACAGAAGAACAGCAGCCGUCGGAAUGAAAUAAAAGGGGAGCUUGAAAAGAAUAAAGAUAUAAAGCCAACUCUGUCUACUAUAGAUACUUUAUGUAACCCACAAACUGCCAAACCAGAAGCAGUACGACCUCCUGACUCAGCUGCAAGAAAUGAAUCUACCUCAGAAGAUGGAAGUGUGGCGAAGUCUGCACCAGCACCCGUAGAAAAAACGCCUAAGAAGGCAGUGCAGGAGGUGGAUCCUGAGCAACAAGGAACAGGUAAGAGUAGAGCAUCAGAUACCAAGAAAAUUCCCAAAAAAGUAGACUGUAACAGCCAUGAAGCUGAUGAGGGUGUGGAUAUUGAAGCAUGCCUUAGUCUGGACGGCGAUCAGCCAACAACACCAUCCGCUGUUGAUCUGGAUGAGAAAAAUGAAGCCGAUCACAGGGGAGGUGUCGUUGGUGAACCAGGUAGUCAGAUGGGUAAGGUUGAUAUAGUCCAGGUACAACUGAUGAUAGUCAAACUUCAAGCACUAAGGACACAGACACUCAAACUCCUUCCGGAUCUGCAGGAGCUGAAGCAGGCGCAAGUAGUACUCAUGGUAGUCAAGAUGGUAGUGGAGGUGGUGGUGGACCUGGUCAGGGACCUGGUCCAGCACCACAACCCCCCCCUCCUCCACCACCACAACAAGGUGGUAACAAACCACAAGGUCCACCUCCCCCAGGGAAACCAUCCAAUAAUCCACCAGCACAAACAAGAGCAACAGGAGCAACAACAAAAGGAAUAUCGCCACCUACUGCUGCCUCAGUUGUUAGCAAGAUUGACAACCUUUCUGAUCACCUUACCCCAUACCUUCCUACCACUCCUGUGUUCCUUGGUAUGUCUGCUAUGA